Messenger RNA from Cololabis saira (Pacific saury), 582 nucleotides. RefSeq lists its product as uncharacterized. The record is from RefSeq and is a predicted model, not a curated record. Bases 1 to 582 code for a protein of 193 amino acids. NCBI's taxonomy places the organism in Eukaryota, Metazoa, Chordata, Actinopteri, Beloniformes, Belonidae. The transcript is spliced from 2 exons.
AUGGAGCCACCAGGAAAGAAUGUGGAUCUGUGGGAGUUCUUCUACGGUGACCAAGUGGCGUUCUACCACUGUAUGGUGAAGAGGACAGGGACCUCAAGGGGGGCCCAGGUGUGUUCAACCCCAGGGGAGAUGACGUCGGUACCAGCCCCAGUCUGUUCCUGCUCAGCGGUGGUCUCGGACGCACCUCGCCCUGUUGCUGCUCCGCCGGUGGUCCCGAGUGCAUCAGCCCCUGUUCCUGUUCCUGAGGUGGUUCCGGAUACACCUCCCCAUGUUUCCCUGCUGAGACCCGUGGGCUCAAGCGAGCUCAGCCCUCCGGCCGUCGCCCCGCCUCCCACCCGACUCAUCGUUGGUCACCCCGCCUACGCCGUUUCCCUGACAGGCCGGCCGCCCCCUCGGGUUUUUAGUCCCCCGAAGCCGGCCCCUCGGGUUCUGUCUGCCCUGAAGCCGGCCCCUCGGGUUCUGACUACUCAGUCCCGGGACCCACCCUCUGACCCGUCUGCUCAGUCCCGAGACCGACCCUCCCACGAGGGCGGCCUCUCGAACUGUCUCGCCGGUCGGCCCGACCCCGUGGACGGCCCCUGA